Molecule: messenger RNA, 1258 nt
Organism: Cucumis sativus (cucumber)
Lineage: Eukaryota; Viridiplantae; Streptophyta; Magnoliopsida; Cucurbitales; Cucurbitaceae
Exons: 1
Coding region: 305-961 (218 amino acids)
Source: RefSeq, a predicted model, not a curated record
AAUCCAAAAUUGACCAUUUAAAUUGGGAAGAAUUUAGAUUUUCGUUUUCGAGUAACGCGAUUGGUGUAAUCCUUUUCGGAAAAGAAAAUCUUGAUUAAUCCUUUUCGGAAUAGAAAAUGUUGAUUUAAUCCUUUCGAUUUAACCAGUCUCGUUGCCUCCUCCACCGGCGCCGUCGUUGUUUGAAUCAAUCACAAUCAGACUUUCAGCCCAAAAGCGAUUUCAAGAAUUAUUAGGGAAGGCAAUCAAUCGUCUUCCCCAUCCUUUCAUUCUUCUUUAAUUCGUCUCUCCACUCCAACCCAAUCCAAUGGCUUCUUUUGGAAUUCGAUGUGGAGGAAAUUGCGGUGUGUUGAAUCUUAACGACGGAUGCGAUCACAAACCAUUCCCUCCUCCUCGUUCUGUAGUCGCUUCCACCGCAAGAUUAAGGAAACCAAGGAGUUACAUUACCGCGAUGAAGAGUUUAGAGCCGGUGAUUAGAAGAAAAAACGUAGACGAUGAAGUAAUCUCAUGCGAGAAUUUAGAUGAAUGGAUGAAGGAAUCAGUGGUUGACAUUGUGAAGAAUCUUCGAGAAGCACCUCUGUUUGUAAGAUUUUACAAAGAGAACGGGAAAACGGCGAGAUUCGAAACGGAGAAGGCGGUGGAGGAAGAUAGAUGGCCCAUCUUGGAAAAUCAAUGGAAAAACGGAGCAGAAGCGACGCCGGAAGGGAUCAUAUUCGUACAAAAGCUUGAAGACGAAGAAGAAGAAGAAGAAGAAGUUGAGAUGGAAGGGGAACCGAAGGCGUGGGGGAUUGUAGUACAAGGGAGAGGAGUUGAAAGAGGAGCACCGGUGUGUUACUUGUUGAAGACGAGUAGAGCGGCUGGGUUAGGGCUAUGGUGUACGCAUUUCUGCUUGGUUAGGGUUAAGAAUUUCAGAGAGACGACGAAAUCGCAGCUUCAAAAUUGUUGGUUGAUGCAGAAUCAAUAAAGAAGAAGAACAGUGGCGGUUCAAUGGUUAGAUACACUCAUAAUUUCAAAUUCAAUACUCAACGUGAAGUAAUUGUUCAUAGUUUUUUUUUUUUUUUUUUUUUUUUUUGGGAGUUUGUGUUCUUUUGAUAGAAAAGGAAUAUCGAAAUACUUUGGGUGAGGAUGAAGGAGGAGAGGGAUAGUUAGUUAUUUUAUUUUUCAUUUUUUUUAUUGUUAAUUAUUUAGUUAUAUAUAAUAUCUAAUUAGUUAUUUCCAAACUAUACCUAUGCUCAUCUCUCACUCUUUUGGAUUUGGAUUA